Messenger RNA from Cryptomeria japonica (Japanese cedar), 402 nucleotides. RefSeq names its product nuclear speckle RNA-binding protein B-like. NCBI's taxonomy places the organism in Eukaryota, Viridiplantae, Streptophyta, Pinopsida, Cupressales, Cupressaceae. The record is from RefSeq and is a predicted model, not a curated record. Gene Ontology annotation, cellular component: nucleus. The coding region runs from base 1 to 402 and encodes 133 amino acids. The transcript has a single exon.
AUGGAGGAGGCCAAGAAGACAAGGACUGAAAGCAAAACAGGGAUCAGAGGUUCGAAACCCAGCCCUCUCAAGGUUUCCAAGGACUCUCACAACUGUACAAAGAUUAAACCUGUGAUUAUAUACCUCCGAUCUCCUGAAGUGAUACAUACGCAGCCUAAAGAUUUCAAGGCGGUUGUGCAGCGACUCACAGGCUGCUCUUCCUCAUCUUCUUCUUCUUCUUGUACUCAGCCCAGGGAGGAUUUCACUGCUCUUCAAACAAACCCUAAGGCUUUCUGUCCUUUGGAAAAUAAAGACACCCCUCUGCAACCAGUAUGGCCCAAUGAUUGCCUUUCUCAACUAAUUUCUCCGCCAUGGAAUUCGCUUGGAGAAGAGUUUGAUUUGGACAUGCUUUGGGAUCUGUAG